CCCUUGCGUGACGUCACGAGAGCGCGACUCCUUCCCGGUGGUUGCUCUGGCAACGCCCUCUCGGGGCUCCGAGGGGGCGGAGCCUAAGGGCACCUGAGCGGUAAGGGGUGGCGUGCAAGAGGAGGAUGUCACCUGGCAGGUGAAACGGCCCUGGGUGGAGCCUGAGGGCGGGGCUCAUAGGCAAAGUUGUCAUUUGCUCCGCCCUACCCCAGGGAUUCUGCCCUUCCCUCCCACCUGAGGGUUCGUUCCUGCCCCAGAAGACCCGGAGGAGGCUGCAAGCUUGGAAGGACAGGGAGUGUGCCGUACUGUGUUUUCCUCCGGAUGGAAGCAUGCUCUUUCCCACAAAAAAUGGUAACCUUGAAGUAUGAUCAUGGAAAAGGGGAUAAGCUCAGUAGAAGUUUUACCCUCAAGAUCCUCUCCUGCUGCUUCAGUCAGAGUGCUGGCGAAAGAACAUGAAACCAAGCAAACUCAGAAAGGGAGACGGGUGGGAUUUGUACUUGUACAUGCCGGUGCAGGGUAUCAUUCGGAAUCCAAAGCCAAAGAAUAUAAGCAUGUGUGUAAACGAGCUUGUCGGAAGGCAAUUGAAAAACUACAAGCUGGUGCCCUCGUAACAGAUGCAGUGACUGCCGCGCUGGUCGAAUUAGAGGAUUCACCGUUUACCAAUGCAGGAAUGGGAUCCAAUCUAAACCUUUUGGGUGAGAUAGAAUGUGACGCUAGUAUUAUGGAUGGAAAAUCGCUAAAUUUUGGAGCAGUUGGAGCACUCAGUGGAAUCAAGAAUCCUGUUUCUGUUGCAAACAGAUUGUUGUGUGAAGGACAGAAAGGAAAACUCUCGGCUGGCAGAAUUCCACCUUGUUUUUUAGUUGGCGAAGGAGCUUUCCGGUGGGCAGUAGAUCAUGGGAUCCCAGCCUGUCCUCCAGGCGUCAUGGCUACACGACUCAGCUUAGCGGCUUUCAAAAGGAACAAGAGGAAACUGGAGUUGGCUGAAAAGGUGGAAACUGAUCUUUUCCAGCUGAAGAAAAGACGACAAUCAAGCGAAAAGGAGAAUGACUCAGGAACGCUGGACACUGUUGGAGCAGUGGUGGUCGACCAAGAGGGAAACGUUGCUGCUGCGGUCUCCAGUGGAGGCUUAGCCUUGAAGCAUCCUGGGAGAGUUGGUCAGGCAGCUCUUUAUGGAUGUGGUUGCUGGGCUGAAAAUACGGGAAUUCAGAAUCCUUAUUCUACAGCUUUUGCUUCUCAUCUGCUUGUGCCUCUGUUCUAA
Sphaerodactylus townsendi is the source of this 1258-nucleotide messenger RNA. It is a transcript of the gene TASP1, whose product is annotated as taspase 1. The transcript is spliced from 11 exons. Lineage: Eukaryota; Metazoa; Chordata; Lepidosauria; Squamata; Sphaerodactylidae. Bases 365 to 1258 code for a protein of 297 amino acids. Gene Ontology annotation, biological process: protein maturation. Gene Ontology annotation, molecular function: threonine-type endopeptidase activity. The record is from RefSeq and is a predicted model, not a curated record.